This is a messenger RNA of Macrobrachium nipponense, 4250 nucleotides long. RefSeq lists its product as uncharacterized. NCBI's taxonomy places the organism in Eukaryota, Metazoa, Arthropoda, Malacostraca, Decapoda, Palaemonidae. The coding region runs from base 1012 to 1866 and encodes 284 amino acids. The record is from RefSeq and is a predicted model, not a curated record. The transcript is spliced from 7 exons.
GAAUGGCUGGAGAAGCCAUAAAGUAUCAGGCAGCUCUCUGGAAGCAAGACCGAUAUGUCGAAUCUCAUCAGUCAGUGUUGUUUGGUUCGUUGGAGGAAUACUUCGGUUCAUAAUCCCUUUCUCGUGUUGGUGAAGGUGGGAAGCUGAUACAGACUGGAAAGGAAGAGAGAGAGAGAGAGAGAGAGAGAGAGAGAGAGAGAGAGAGAGAGAGAGAGAGAGAGAGAGAGAGAGAGAGAGAGAGAGAGAGAGAGUCCAGUCCUUCCUAAGAUGAACAGCCCGAAGUUGAAAUGUGACUUUGGUGAACUUCAAAAGCGCCAGACUAAGUUUGGUAGACAAUUCUUUCUUUCGCCGUAGAGGUGCCACCAAGGUGCAUGAUUUUUUUGGAACGACGCGAAAAACCAGUUCUUGACAAUUGUUUUUUUGUUGCUGCUUUUUUAUUUCCCCGAUCUAGAAGAGUCUAUGGGUUGUUCGACACCAAGAAAUGUGUAUACUUCUGUCGAAGUAUACUAGUCAUGGAACAGAGAACCUGCUACUUUUAGAUUGUGCUUUGCCGUUACUUGUGAUGACAAAAUGCUUUGAAAUGUCAAUUCGCUGAAGUUCAAGUUACUCCAUCUUAUUUCGACGAGUUCGGCUGUACUAGAAAAAGCAAACCGAUAGCACAAUACAGUAUUUCGGCUUAGAAUCUAUAACCUUUUAGACAACGCCGCUCUGACAGAGGUCGUAUCGACGUUUUGUUAAAGUGUUCACAUGUAAAACGUAUUUUUCUUUUUGUCCCGCCGAUGUGGUCAAGUUCCCGGCGCGCCAUGAGGAGCAAUAAUCACUGGAGCAACUCACCAGAUAAAGAAACUAGUACUACUGACAUUGCGAAAGCUCAAAAUAUGAUCGCUACAUCACGCUGCGUGGAUUUCUGGAAAGUCUUUUCGACUUCAAGCCAGGGAGAGAAUCAACUUUAGACUUUCCUAAAGUCUAACGAUUGUUUUGAGGUGUUUUUCAUCUUGGCGAGAGACCAAAAUGUUGCUAGGACAAGGUGUGAGGAAGCUCGGUGAAGCUUGCUGGACUCAUGCUCAGUGCUUCAGAUCUCAGCCGCAUGCGCACUGCAAAGGACUCGUUUGCACCUGUGAUAGUGGGUUUCAUGAUACCGACGGAAAGUGUACGAAACACAUGUGGGAAGAUUUGGGUUUGGUCCCUUGGGAAAUCAUCGUCUUCAGCCUAGUGUUUACAAUCUCCGCGUUCGCAAUCUUCGUCGGGUGCGUUUACUUCGUCAUCUCCAAAGUCGUCAGGUUUGCCAGAACGCGUCCAGCAGAGACCUUGAUUCCCAACAAAAGCUUCAAAGGAGAUCCAAGAGAGUUGAAGAAACAGAACUCGGUGGUGGAGGGCAGGAUGGCCAUCAGAGUCCCCAAAAUUUGCGAGACAAAACUGACGGAGGACAGCACAGUUGAAAGCCAGUUGGUCGACGAGACAGCCGUCAGAUUCUGCGACUUCUCAGAUCUCGGCGACAGCCAGAGCGACGCCAACCACAGAGACAGUAUUUCGACGACUUCCACCAGUUUCAUGUUUGAGCCGGCCAGGUUCAUAACGCCGCUCGACUAUAGGUCUACUAGUGAGUCUGCCGAGACCCGUCAGAGCUCAAGACGAAGCAGCAGCACCACUCAAAGCGCCAUGAGCCAGCCGAUGGGCGGUUUCCGUCCUCCUCAGCGCUUCAUGAGGGCCUGGUCGACGGCCACCUCCCACGACGAUAGCGACGACUGGUUCCAGCCGAACAGGAAUCACCUCAGGAUGGCGGGAUCGAAUAGCCCGGGUGGUGCAACGCGUCUUCCACUGCUUCUGAGAGCAUCCACUUUUUCGGAGAGUGACGAAUCUCCCUGAAGACACGAGAUAAGAACCACCCCCCAACCCCAGUUUACGGAAGAUUCCAACCCCGUCAGUGUACCUACGAAAGAUAAAUACGUCGCUAUCCUCACAUGGGCGAUCUUAAACCUACACCUAAAAUUAAACUACUUCAAUGGAUGGAGGACAUUCCCUGGUGUUACGAAAACGCUGAUGAACCUGGAACCUGGUUAACUGAUUUCUUAUUAGACUCAACAUAAAUUUUUUUUUUCCAUAUCAGUGGAAAUUGGUUUAACAGACGUGUCUGUGCAUCAGUCCGUAUCUGUAACUGCAUCAACUGUAUUCAACUGUUUGUGUGGUGCGUUUGUAAGCAUGUGCGUAACUGUAUUUAAGAGAGGGUAAUGCGUAUGUUUAUUAUAAACAUCUGUAACUUCAGUAUAAAAACUGAUUUAAUGCAUGUUUAUUUUCCAUCCCAUUUUUUUCUUAUUCCGCGAUAUAAGUUGGUAUCAAGAAGAGGAGAAAAAUGAUGUACAAAAACCUUCACUUGCCUUAAGAUAAUAAUACAAAAAUUUACUGGAGUACUUAUUUUAUAAAUUAGAAGAAACAUAACAAAUAGUUCAAGAACGUGAGCAGUUAGUAGAGAGCCGUUGCAAGGGUUUCCCUCAGAUUAGCCAUACUACUAAUUCUCAAGCAUCUAUCUGGUAGAUUACUGGUUAUUAUUUGUGCUUCUGUAAUACUUAGCAGGUCAGGAUAUGUGAUUUGAUUAUGGGGUAGACGGAAAAUUAGGCUAAAAAGUUUACUUUAGGCUUGAGAGUUCAAUUGAUGGCCCUCGUAGUAUUCCAGUAAGUAGGCUAAUCCUUCAAGUUGAUCUUAGGCCUAUUUCCCCGCACCACAAUACACCGCCUGCAGCCAAAACAAAUUCCUGCUAAAGGAAGCCAUUGUAGUUAGGCCUUUGUCUACCCAAAAUCAUGUCAAUACGCCCUAUAAAAGUAAGCCACAUCAGAGACGUUCCAUGGCCAACUUUUACCAAAAAAUCACCCAGAAUAAGAAGUCACUCUAUUGUUAGACAGACGCCUCCACCAUCUUUUUCUUUGAAAAAGAGUCGCUCCAUUUCAAUUUGCUUCAUCAGGACUGCUUUAUUUGUUUGUUUAUUUUUUCUGUUUGCAAAUUUACAACACUCGAAGUACUACAGUUUUUAUGUUUCAAAUCGCCCUUGAGUUUAUAACUAAUUCUUAUAAUAGGCCUAGUACUACAAGUUUCAUAGCCAUGUCUCUUGUUUCUGUGACUAUAGUAGAUUCAUUUAAGGUAGAUUCUUGCGCCUACGAGACGUUUGUUUGGCGGCCUCUGAUUGGCUGGUAGCGGGAGGCAGACUGCUCGCUCAGUGGGUCAUAUUUUCGUUUGUAGCUUAGAAAACUAGCAAUAUGUUUACAUUUCUUCAUUUAUCUCACGUUUUACAAAAGAUAGGACAGUUUUGGUCAUACCAAAGGAUUCAGUAUUAAAUGUACAAUUAAUGAAUCUUUCCCUGAAAUCAAUAAGUUAAAAUACAAAGGAAUUACAACGAGUAGAAGUGAAGGGAGAAACAUUUCAUUCUUUAUACCUGUUUUUAUUCAUCAUCGGAUUUUGCAUAAUUCACGAGAUCAAGAUAAAAUGAAAUCUUGUGUUUUAAAACAAUGAAAUCACCCUGAAUACGCUGGUGCUUUCAGAUUUUAAAUACGUGUAAUAUGUAAAGAGAAAAUGAAGAAUAUGUCUUAUUAUGUUGCAUCCGUGCUUGACUCGGUUUGACAGUAGUGCCGAGAGACGCAAGAUAUCGAGGGGCUAGUCCUCUCAGCUAGAGCCGUUGGCGUGUUGGCAGUUGCCAAUUGGCGAUAUGAGAAGUUUGCAGUUUCGAGACUAUGUAUUCACCGAAUUAUUAUGUCAUUACAUUUUCUAUAAAUAAAUGCAUAGAAUUCCCAUUAUGACUUUCGAACAUUUUUACUAAAAUAUUAUAUAUGUCCGUAUUUCUGGACAUAUCUGAUAAAAGAAAAGUAAAUAAUCAGAUGGAUGCAUCUGGGUGUUGGCUUCAAUUUAGUCUAAGUGAGAAAUGUAGUACAUGCUUUAUGAGGCUCACUGAUAAAUAACAGAACUUGUUUCUCUGGCCAAUAACAUAAAAAGCUUAUGGUUUUCAUAUGUUCACUCAAUAAACAAAAGUACAAAUGUUUAUUUCUUACCAUAAAAUUUGUUGACGAUGUAACGAAUAUAAUAUACUGUCUUUUUCAGAAUUGCUUGAGUUACUCUUACACCAGAAUGUUUAUCUCCUUUAUAUACAUGUUACACUUGACAACAUGUCUACAACAAUGUUUAGGAAAAUUUGCUUAGUUUUCUCCUGAGGUAGUUGAUUAUUCUUGAAUCACUUAAUUCAUACCUGAGUUAGAAUAGCUCCCGUA